GAGGUUGAUGCGGCAGCUGGAGAUGCGACCACUUCCGCACCAGCCGAAGUGGAAGCACCUGCUGCUCCGGCCGUAGAGGAGGAAGUCAAGCCCGUCGUCCACGAGACACGGUUUGGAAUGCUGUUGGAGAAAUUCCGGGCAUGCGAGAUGAAAGACGAAUCCGGAGCGACCACGGACAUCGACAUGCCAAAGUUCUUCGAGGCCUGCGACCUCUACCGCGACAUGCUGUCCAAGCUUGGUUCAGCAGCUGGCUUCAUCUUGAAAGAUAUCGAGGGCAACCUCAAGAAAGCCACGGUGGUCUAUGAUCAGAAGCCCGAAGAGUGCAAUACUUUCUCUGGCUACCUGAAAACGGCCAAAAACGUGGAGGGCGUGACCUGGCUUCUGAGGGGUGUGGAGUUCUUCCUGACCAUGAUCAAGCUGAUGUUCACCCAGGAGGGCGGCGGCGCAGGCGUCGAGGCCUACAAGCAGACUCUGAUGCAGUACCACGGCUGGAUGCUGCAGAAGACCGUGAAGAUCGGCAUGCGCGCAAUGCCCGGAAAGGAUGGCAUCGUGAAGUCCGAGGGAUUGGUCCUAGGC
This is a messenger RNA of Symbiodinium pilosum, 576 nucleotides long. The record is from the annotation of a GenBank genome assembly. NCBI's taxonomy places the organism in Eukaryota, Dinophyceae, Suessiales, Symbiodiniaceae.